AUGAAGGCUGCUUGCCCCCUCGCCCUGGCCACCCUGGCUCUCUGCUGCAGCCCUGGCCCGGCGUCUGCAGCUGGGAGAGACUCAGCGGAAGAGCUGCCACCAUGGGAAAGUGCUGAGAUCUGCUUUGACUUUAUCAUUAAAACCUUCUUCGUGAGCACGCUUUCCAGUUAUGAGACCUCAGUAGAGGUUUUCAGCCCUGAUGCGGACAUGAAAGAUGUGGCGAUCAAGAUAAAGGGACUGGUGGACACCCUGCCCCAGCAGGACAGGGACAACAUCAGGAGGGCCAUGGACAAAAUAAUUAAAAAGCCCACUCUGUGCUUAGGAUUUACAAGCUGA
Molecule: messenger RNA, 336 nt
Organism: Miniopterus natalensis
Lineage: Eukaryota; Metazoa; Chordata; Mammalia; Chiroptera; Miniopteridae
Gene: SCGB1A1
Product: secretoglobin family 1A member 1
Cellular component (GO): cytoplasm
Source: RefSeq, a predicted model, not a curated record